CUUCUUUCUUUUCAUCUGUAAAGAAUCAUGUCUGAAUUUCACUCACUAGCCAACCUCAUUAAACGACUGGAGGUUGCUACUACGCGUCUUGAGGAUCUGGCUAUGUCUUCUUCUUCUGCCUCGGCUGUUGCUGCUCACUCACCUUCCUCACCUAAAGCAGUUGCUCCCGCUAAUACUACUACUACUGCUGCUGCUGCUACUACUACUACGACUGCUGCUUCUGGUAGCAGUAGUAGUGAUAAUAGCAGUGCUACAAGUGGUAGCGAAGAAACAUCUGCUGCUGUUGAGAAACAUGAUGCUGCUAUCAACGCUUCCCUUGAGAAAUACAUCGCUUUGUCCCAAGAACUCGGUGAUGUUGUCGCUGAACAAGCUUUACUUGUCAAACAAGCCGUGGAUGCUGAAAGAGACAUUAUCCAUAUGUCUGCUCUUGCCCAAAAGCCUGAUAUGACAUCACCUACUUUUAUGAAGAUUUUGGAACCUAUUCAGAAGUCAUUAGGCAGCAUCAUUGAAAUCAAGGACGCAAAUCGUCCUAGUCCAAUGUUUAAUCAUUUGAGCACCGUGGCUGAAGGUAUUCCUGCCCUGGGUUGGUUUACUUGUGAACCUACGCCUGUCCCUUUUAUUCGUGACAUGAAAGAUGCUGCUCAAUUCUAUUCUAACCGCGUUGUAAAAGAAUGGAAAGAAAAGGAACCCAAACAUGUGGAAUGGUCUCAUGCUUUCUUAGCUUUGCUUGAAAGUUUAGCUAUCUAUGUAAAAGAAAACUUCCCUACAGGUCUUACUUGGAAUGCCAAGGGUGAAAAACCAGACUCGUUUAUUGGAAAGACGUCUGUUAAAAAGGAAACCCCUACUGCUGCUGCUCCUUCAACUUCAGGUGGCCCUCCUCCCCCUCCUCCCCCACCACCACCCAUGGUCAUUGAAGAGGAUGAGAACACCAAACCUGUUGCUGCUACAGGUGCUGCUGCUGUCUUUGCCGAAAUCAACAAGGGCGCCAGUGUCACAGCCAAUUUACGUAAGGUUGACAAGAGCGAAAUGACACACAAGAACCCUAGUUUGCGUGCCGCUGCACCUACUUCGCCUAAGCGUCAAGGUCCUCCUACACCCAACAAGCCUGAUAAAUACACCCUCAAGAAAGCAGCCAAGACAUCCUUGGAAGCCAAUAAAUGGGUCGUUGAAAACCAUGAAAACAACCAUCAGGUUGUGAUUGAAGAAACAGCCAUCAAUCAAGCUGUCUAUAUCUACAACUGUAAAAACUCGACCAUUCGCAUCAAGGGCAAAGUCAAUGCAGUCACAAUUGAUUCAUGUACAAAAUGUGGUAUUGCUGUUGAUUCGACUGUGGCUACAGUGGAUGUGGUGAAUUCAAAAUCAUUUGCUUUGCAAGUCUUUAAGGUUGUGCCUACCAUUGCUGUUGAUAAAUGUGAUGGUGGUGAAAUCUAUUUGUCAAAAGACUGUUUAGGUGUUGAAAUCUUGUCUGCUAAAUCUACUUCUUUGAAUGUCCUUGUACCUGAAGGAACAGAGAAUGAAGAUGUAGAGUACAAAGAAAGACCUGUGCCUGAACAAUUCAAGACAACCAUUGUGGAUGGUAAACUUGUCACUGUUACUGUUGAACAUGCAGGAUAAAAUAAAAAUAUUCUAUUCCCGAAUCUAUUA
Gilbertella persicaria is the source of this 1644-nucleotide messenger RNA. Its product is annotated as adenylate cyclase associated N terminal-domain-containing protein. NCBI's taxonomy places the organism in Eukaryota, Fungi, Mucoromycota, Mucoromycetes, Mucorales, Choanephoraceae. The record is from RefSeq and is a predicted model, not a curated record. Gene Ontology annotation, molecular function: actin binding; adenylate cyclase binding. The coding region runs from base 28 to 1614 and encodes 528 amino acids. The transcript has 4 exons. Gene Ontology annotation, biological process: regulation of adenylate cyclase activity; cytoskeleton organization. Gene Ontology annotation, cellular component: cytoplasm.